Messenger RNA from Schistocerca nitens (vagrant locust), 336 nucleotides. RefSeq lists its product as uncharacterized. Bases 1 to 336 code for a protein of 111 amino acids. The record is from RefSeq and is a predicted model, not a curated record. NCBI's taxonomy places the organism in Eukaryota, Metazoa, Arthropoda, Insecta, Orthoptera, Acrididae. The transcript has 2 exons.
AUGCUACACGACUUCCUGGGACUGCCCCAGCUUACUCCUCCGUCCAAGCUGAGACACACCAGGAGCAUCCGUUCCAUGGUCGACGAGAUUCUCGCCAUCUUGCCACUGGACGAACUCCGCGCUCUGUUCGACGAGAAGCUGCAAACCAGCCCCGACUUCAAGGAGCUGUACGACAGGAUCAGGUCUCCCGAAUUCCAGUCGAUCGUGGAAACUCUGAACUCUCUGCCAGAGUACCAGGAGCUGCUCCAGAAACUGAGGGACGUCGGGAUCGACGUCGACGCAUUCAUUGAUCUGAUCCGCGGACUUUUCGGCCUGCCAACCAGGUCGAAGUAUUAA